GAAGAGAACUUUUGAACUUGUAUAAAUACCCCCACAAUAUGCAACAAGUCUCUUAAACCACCCCUUAAUUUUACUCUCUCUGUGUCUCUGUCUCUCUCUAGAAUUUUCAUACAUACAUAUAAUUUAUAUAUCAUGGAAGAGUUAGAGUAUCAAAGAAAACCAUGCAAUAACAACAUAAGUAAUGGACGCUUAAAACUCUUCGGUUUCAGCGUAACUGAAGAAGAAGAAGUAGACUCCACCAAAACACCAUCAAGCUCGCCGGAUUCCGGAAGUUUUCCAACUUCCGACGGCCGGAAGUACGAGUGCCAGUACUGCUGCCGGGAGUUUGCCAAUUCACAAGCUCUGGGUGGUCACCAAAAUGCUCAUAAGAAAGAGAGGCAACAGUUGAAACGUGCACAAAUGCUAGCUAGUAGAAACGCUGCCGUAUCCUACAUGCGGAACCCCAUAGUCUCCGCUUUUGCUCCGCCGACCAACCUCCUUGCUCCGCCUGGCUCUGUGAUGGUUUCAGCCCCUGCAUCUUCGUCCACGCCGUGGUUGUACGUUCCACGCGCCGCGCAGCCCUUCCAGGUAUCGCAUGGGUGCGUGUUCCCCACAUGGUCAACAGGGAGGGGUGCAGGGAACUUAUCGUAUACCAGCAGUGUUGGUGAGUCCAGCUUAACUGGUAUUGGGCCUCAAGCGAUCAAGGCCCAUAAUGGAAGGUUAGAUGGGCCUUCAUUAAGUAGAUUCUCUAGGGCAGACGAUGGGCCCAGUUUAGAUGAUGGAUUUGGGCUUGAUUUGCAUCUUAGCCUGGCGCCAGCCGCGCCGUGAGAUCAGGUUAGGCUAUAGGGUUGGCUUAGCCAAUAGCCAGUACCUGGGACUUCACGAGGAUCAAGAGCCGAAGCUGUGUUUUACAUCUUUGUUAACCAGCUGGAAAGCCCAAGCCCAUGUUAAUUUAUCAAUUAUCCAGAAAAUGUACAUAUUCAGAUUUAUUCAUUUAUUUUUUUCUCAUGAGGAUUUUCGGUUUUCUAACUAUUUUAAAAUUACCCCCAGUUUUCAAAAUAUUAGAAUGUAAAAUAUUGAUUGAGUUGUACCUUCAUGUGCAAAUAUAGUGAAUAUAAAAUCAUCCUACGUAGUA
This is a messenger RNA of Olea europaea var. sylvestris, 1114 nucleotides long. RefSeq names its product zinc finger protein GIS3-like. Gene Ontology annotation, cellular component: nucleus. The record is from RefSeq and is a predicted model, not a curated record. Lineage: Eukaryota; Viridiplantae; Streptophyta; Magnoliopsida; Lamiales; Oleaceae. The transcript has a single exon. Gene Ontology annotation, molecular function: transcription cis-regulatory region binding; DNA-binding transcription factor activity. Gene Ontology annotation, biological process: cytokinin-activated signaling pathway; trichome differentiation; trichome morphogenesis. Bases 133 to 807 code for a protein of 224 amino acids.